This is a messenger RNA of Microstroma glucosiphilum, 773 nucleotides long. RefSeq lists its product as hypothetical. NCBI's taxonomy places the organism in Eukaryota, Fungi, Basidiomycota, Exobasidiomycetes, Microstromatales, Microstromataceae. The transcript has a single exon. Bases 39 to 635 code for a protein of 198 amino acids. The record is from RefSeq and is a predicted model, not a curated record.
CAAGAAUCUUCAAAGAUCCGUAUUGCUGCUUAGAGGCCAUGUCUCGCAAGAAUAGGCGACAUCCAGCAAUGUUCUAUGCCGUGGCCCAAGGUGGAAGGCUUGGCAUCUAUACGACCUGGGCCGAAGCAGAAAGAGAAUGCUCCGGUUUUCCAAACAACAGGCACGCACGCUUCAAGACGCGAGCGGAAGCCCAGGCAUAUCUCGAUCGUUUUGUCAGUGCCGACAGUGCCUCAGCAAGACAGCAGGACGACAGUGGCCAGGAGCAGACUGGGCAUCUCCUCUCGCACCAUAGUCAUGACAUUGCGAUGAGAGCAGAGGGAGAUUGGCCGCAAGUAAGGGGCCUCGGCUCUCCUGCCGCCCAAGGCUACAACGCCGGAGGACUCGACAGAGCGCUCGGGCUGGCGGCGGCAGGUCCAACUCUGAACGGACAGUGCUGGAGGAACUCGCCGCUAUUGAGCGAAACUGAUCUAUCGCCACCAUGCGAGGAUCUAGCAGCACAGCGAACACAUCAAGAUCAGGACCGGCUCGCUCGAAUUCAGACUUUGGCCGCACCUCCGUCGCGUGGAUGCUCCCAUGGCCCACAGUGUCCUGCGGGACGCAAUUGUGUAUCCUCGUACUUUGUUCGCCGACCGUGACAUGUGAUCAACUGCUGACAAACGGCAGACUGUCUGAUAUUACCGACGAUUUCGCUCAGCUACGGGUGUGAGUUGGAUCUCAACAUGCUGCGUGGUCUAAUCAAUCGACUGACCGAUUGCAAUUGUCAAGAAGUCGGA